ACUCACUGAAGCCUGAGAGAAAAUAGCAGUUCUGCAGCAGAUAGUGUAGGGGAAAGAGACUGGGAUAUGCAUAUGCAGCUGCCUAAAGCAGGCUACAUGCUGGACUGUAACAGAGAGGAAACAAUAAAUCUUAACUACUAUGCAAUAAAUAUUCCCAAUUUUAACUAAGGAAGCUAUCCUCACAGUGAAAUUAAAAAAACUAUCAGUUUAUCCAAGCCUGAUUUUUAAAGUGCGCUGCUCCAGUCCUUUUUCCAAAGACUUUAAGGGAGAUUAAGAACAAAUUUAAAGAAAGAGGAAGAAAAAGUUUUUCUUAAAGCAGGAAAAGAAAGUAAUAAUAACAUGUCAGUUUUCCUUUCCUUUGCUUUCCUGGCAGCGAUUCUUGCUCAUAUAGGCUGUAAUACCCAGCGUCGGGGUCCAGAAGCCAGUGGGAGAAGAUUUAACCGGAUUCAGCAUGGGCAGUGCACCUAUACUUUCAUCCUGCCAGAACAGGACGGGAACUGUCGUGAAAGCACAACAGACCAGUACAACACAAAUGCUCUUCAGAGAGAUGCUCCUCACGUGGAACAGGAUUUCUCUUCCCAGAAACUGCAACAUCUGGAACAUGUGAUGGAAAAUUACACUCAGUGGCUGCAAAAACUUGAGAACUACAUUGUGGAAAACAUGAAAUCAGAGAUGGUGCAGCUGCAGCAGAAUGCUGUGCAGAAUCACACUGCCACCAUGCUCGAGAUAGGUACCAGCCUCCUCAGCCAGACAGCAGAGCAGACAAGAAAACUUACGGAUGUUGAAACCCAGGUGCUAAAUCAAACAUCCAGACUUGAAAUUCAGCUACUGGAAAAUUCACUGUCAACGUACAAGCUAGAAAAACAACUGCUACAACAGACACAUGAAAUCCUAAAAAUUCACGAGAAAAAUAGCUUUCUUGAGCACAGAAUUUUGGAAAUGGAAGAAAGGCAUAAAGAGGAGCUGGCCACUUUGAAGGAGGAAAAAGAGAACCUACAAAGCUUAGUCACACGGCAAAGCUACAUAAUCCAGGAACUAGAGAAGCAGUUAAACAAGGCAACAAGCAAUAACAGUGUCCUACAGAAACAGCAGCUUGAAUUGAUGGAUACAGUUCACACUCUGAUCACCCUCUGCUCCAAGGAAGGAGUUUUACUAAAGAAUGCAAAAAAGGAAGAAGAAAAGCCUUUCAGAGACUGUGCAGAUGUAUACCAAUCUGGUUUUAACAAAAGUGGAGUCUACACUAUAUAUAUUAACAAUGUGUCAGAUCCUAAAAAGGUCUUUUGCAAUAUGGAAAUUGCAGGAGGAGGAUGGACAGUUAUACAACAUCGAGAAGAUGGGAGUGUGGAUUUUCAGAAAAGCUGGAAAGAAUACAAAAUGGGUUUUGGUAGCCCAUCAGGUGAACAUUGGCUGGGAAAUGAAUUUAUCUUUGCAAUAACAAGUCAGAGGCAAUAUUCUCUAAGAAUUGAAUUAAUGGACUGGGAAGGAAACCGGGCAUACUCACAGUAUGACAGAUUUCACAUAGGAAAUGAAAAACAGAAUUACAGACUUUAUUUGAAAGGUCACAGUGGAACUGCUGGAAAACAGAGCAGCCUGAUCUUACAUGGUGCUGAAUUCAGUACAAAAGAUGCUGACAAUGACAACUGCAUGUGUAAAUGUGCUCUCAUGUUGACUGGAGGGUGGUGGUUUGAUGCCUGUGGCCCCUCCAAUCUCAAUGGGAUGUUCUACACAGCUGGACAAAACCAUGGAAAGCUCAAUGGCAUCAAGUGGCAUUACUUCAAAGGCCCCAGCUACUCCUUGCGCUCCACCACCAUGAUGAUUCGGCCCUUGGACUUCUAAAGGCAUUAAACAGUGGGUCCCAGAACAAGCCAGGAUGGCACUGCCCUCAGCAGCAACACUUCACAAUCUGAAGGCAAAAGUGAAGGGCUUCUUGAAAGCAAUGUGUAAGGAUGAUGCAAAGUCACUUUGUUAUUACUCCAUAACCUGCAAAUACUCCCCAAGAGUCACCCCAUGUUUUGAUGACUGGGGAAGGAUUGGUUUAGAAGAAGAUGGCUGAAAUGGUUUUCCAAAGAACUGGAUUUGGCUAUUCUUCCUAAACUUGGUGCUUUUCAGUGGACGUAUUUUUUUUUAAUUAAAUCAACAACAGCAUCAGAAUUUGAAGAACUGAAGCAUAUCAGCCAUGGUCUAUUGAGUAGAAUGUUAUUCAGCAGUGAAAUGCCAACAUUACACCCACGAAAAAGGAUUACAGAGACACCUUUAUUAAAACUCAUUGUAAGCAUUCAAGGUGACCACUCCGAAUAUUGUUUUUCUUAAAUGAACUGAAUUUGAAUAGUGGAUGGAUUUAUGUUAAUCCUAGAGUCAAAUUAUUUGUGUGAAUAUUGUUUUUCAUUAAAUCCUUUAAGGACAUGUGUCUCAUAAAUAAACUGAGUCAAACUUAUGAAUAACGAUAAGGAUAAUAAGCAUAAAUUCUUCAGUUGCUCUGUAGAGGUAAAUCAGAUAAUUGGCAUUAUCCCUGAGCUAGGAUUUAUAGUGUGAUAACAAAAGUAGCUGUGUUUUGAGGCUUUUCCUUUCUUUCAUUCAAAGCAGUCUGAAUGUCAUGUAGAAUAAUUAAUGGAAGGUUAAAGAAUGUGAAAUAUUAUCUUAAAGAAAAUAUGGGAUUUUGCAUGGAAUUUGUCCAUCAAAAGUACAUAGGAAGGCAAAUAGUUAGGGUAUAUAAAAAUUACAUAAAUGCAUAGCUUAAGGCAGUGGAUUCAUUUUACCAUAUCCUUGCAUGUGCGCAUUUUAUCCUUAAUUACUUUACUUUCUUAUUACAUUUUUGGUGAAUAUCAGAAGCAUGUCAGUUCUACACAGUGCUUAGGCUACAAAUAUAAAAAAUGCUCAUCAGAACUGUAUAAAAAAUAAAGAAUUGUGAACUUGUAAAUAGCAUGUUUAUAUUUCCUGUAACAGUCAUUUAAUUUGCACAGGCAGCCUUGACCCUAUGCAAAGGGUGAAAACCCUCAAAUGGAUAUAAAUAUUAAAAGAAUUUCAGAUGACUGCUUAUGGGUUGCUAACAAGUAAUUUUCUUCUAUUAAAAUGGUGCAGAAGUGUGGGAUUGGAAAAGACAAAAUUCUUUUAAUAACAAGUAACAAAGUAGCUCAGUCACCUAUGUGAGGGUAUAAAGACAACUCUAUUUACAGUCCUUUGUGAUUUAGUCACAGAAUAAAGUCCAUUUGGGAAAGCAGCUUGCAGUCAUUCUUCUUCUGCUAGAUAUGAAAUUAAAAAGUUUACCGCAUUCCCAUUGAAAUCAAAAUUAAUAUUCUCAUCAACAUAAUUGGGACCAACGUGACAUGCAAAAUCUGCAUGUGGUGAGGUAUUUCCUCAUCAGUUUGUUGCUUUGUUUCAUUCAGUACACUGUUUCCAAAAUCAGGCACAACAAAGAUCUGAUUCUUUUUUAAAGGAUCACAAUAGCAGAGUAACUGUGCUUUUUUUUUUCCUUAUUUUUUCACCUUUUUUUUUCUUUAGUAGUUUAUUUCUAUGGAAUAGAGAAAAAAAAACUUGGAUUUUUUUAAGCAUCCCUUCUUAAAGAUCACAAAGCCCCACAGGGUUCUCUGUUUUUUUUUACAAUUUGAUGUUUGUUUGGUUUCAAGUGGGAAGUUUUCUUGUGUAGUUGUAUAUAUUUAUAUAUAUAUUUGAAAUAAUCUUGACUAAGAGUUAAUUUGAAAUUUUCUGCUGAAUAAGUUACCAAACUACUCUUCACUCAGCACUUUCUCACAGAGCUGUUUUGUUCCAGUUCCCAGUAGUAUUUUUUUUUAAUGGUCUUCAUUUAUAUGCAAAAUAUGUGGUCUGUCUUCCACCAUAUUCUCAGAAGAUACAUUUUUGCAGGUCUCCAAGUUAAGAAUGCCAUUUUUACAGAUCCUAUUGUGAAAGACAAAACACAUUUAAAAUUAAAAGCAUGAUAUUUACUGUUUAUUUAUCUGGGUUUGAAAAAAAUGUGGAUUUUGUUUCCUAUCCUUUAUAAUAAAACAUUUUAAAACAUGUGGAGUCUGUGAUUUGCUUUGCUUCAAGUACAACUUUCUGUUACAGGCU
Neopelma chrysocephalum (saffron-crested tyrant-manakin) is the source of this 4062-nucleotide messenger RNA. It is a transcript of the gene ANGPT1, whose product is annotated as angiopoietin 1. Gene Ontology annotation, molecular function: receptor tyrosine kinase binding. The coding region runs from base 340 to 1836 and encodes 498 amino acids. The record is from RefSeq and is a predicted model, not a curated record. Lineage: Eukaryota; Metazoa; Chordata; Aves; Passeriformes; Pipridae. Gene Ontology annotation, biological process: angiogenesis; Tie signaling pathway. The transcript has 9 exons.